Molecule: messenger RNA, 6635 nt
Organism: Brassica rapa (field mustard)
Lineage: Eukaryota; Viridiplantae; Streptophyta; Magnoliopsida; Brassicales; Brassicaceae
Product: cytochrome P450 708A2
Biological process (GO): sterol metabolic process; brassinosteroid biosynthetic process; multicellular organism development
Molecular function (GO): iron ion binding; oxidoreductase activity, acting on paired donors, with incorporation or reduction of molecular oxygen; monooxygenase activity
Source: RefSeq, a predicted model, not a curated record
UCAAAUAUUAUUUUUCUAUUAUAAAUGUUUUAAAUUAAGAUAUAAUACAAUUAAUUAAUCAGGUUAAAAAAUUGCAUAAAGAUAUUUUCUAAAAUAUUUUUAAUAUUUGAGAGUUUUUACUGAAAAUUUUAUCAAAUAUAAAUAGUUUAGUGUUUGAUUUAAUUUUUUAAAGAGAUAAAUAAUAACCUAUCGUACCUGUUUGAUUUAAACUAACAAAUAUCCGUGAAAAAAUUAUGUUCGCAUGUGUGGGACAAUACCUAAUUGUUAAAUGAUUGCAAAACGGACGCGUCAGCAUACUCAAUUUAAAAUCCACUUGAUGCUACCAUAUGACGAAUUUAGUGUGAAUGCACACUAAUGACAAAUGUUUCUUUUUUAAUAUAUAAGAGAUAUUAUCUCUUCCAAGUAUCACACGAGCUUACGUCCUAAAAAUUUGCAUUUGGUGCUUUUCUAAUAGAUAUGACGACCCUUGAUCUCUUUCAGCAAUUCACAUACAUACUCAUCCAAAUCUUGCCUGCCUUUAGGUUUGGACAUAAUGCUACAUUACAUAGCAUCAGUAGAAACCUUAUCAACUUUGAAUCUUUGAUUGACUGGAGCUUCAAAUUCCUCUAACACCUUUAAGCCACACACGAUUCUUUAAUGAUUUGCUACUAUGUCACAUACUCAUCUUCAUUUACUCAACUGUUUUGACUUGAUCUCCACCGGUCUAUACCAUGAUCGACCUUCUCCUAUACCAAAAUUAAAGUUAGUCAGGAUACAGGUCUGGACCUUUUUUUAUUAUAAAAUGUUAAAUUUAUUGAUAUGCCAGAAAUUGAAUAUUUAUUUACAUCGAAAUAAUGCUAAAAUAAGUCUCAUGUAAUCUAUCUAUGUCUCAUGUGAGCACUAAACCAACAUUAGAGUAGACCAUAUAGCUUUGGUUUCUGAGUGUAGCCUGUAGAUAAGAUUCUCUGCCUUAUGGUUUUAUCAAUGAUCUUUGCAAGUUGACCCACCGGACGGGCAGGCUGAGAGUGUCUUCGACCAUUUCUUUUUCGCCAUAUAUAAUAAACCGAGACCUGAAAAGAGAGUCUCAACAGAAUAGAGGUUCUCUUGUGUAUACAGUAUACUAGCUCCAAGUCUUACCAUCUAACUAGAUGGGAUAGUAUAAUACUAGUGAAGUAUUCCUUAUUUCUCACAAACAUGUUCACAAAUCCCAUUAAAUUCAAGACUGGAAUUCAAUGUCGAUUCAUGAAUUCCUUAUGAAUUAAAUGUUUCCGCCUUCCUCCCCAAUCCGCUCAACAGGACCAGCUCUAGAUUUAUAAAACAGAUCAGUACAGUUAAUAUUAGCGUGAAGAGUGAAAUAGCGCAAUUUCUUAAAGUCAAUGUUCUUUUCAUCGACGACAAGAAUAAGAAAUUGUUGCUUUUUGUCUUACUUUUACCCUCAAAUUUUUAUUAGAUUGGCUAGUCUAGGACUCCACAAAUUUACCUUAGUGUCCAAAUGGUGACAGAGGAAGUUAAGGGAAAUAGUCAAUUUCUAUUUAUUUUUUAAAAAUUACAUCAUUUAUAGAAAAAUUCUGUUGUGUUUGAUUUCUUGUGAUUCCUUGAAUUAUAAAAAAACAAUAGAAAAAAAACCAUUUAUUAUCAAAACUGAUAUGAAACAAAAGGAACAAAUAUUUAUUUCCAUUCCUUUUAUUUUGUUCAUAUUCAUUCUUUUUCUACUCAUUUUUAUUUUUAAUUUAAUGGUCACCAGUUAAAACCUACUUUUUGGAUAUUUUUAACGAAAAUCUCAUCUGUGAGGGUGUAGUGCAACCAUUUAGGAAUUCAAGGAAGUUAUGCCAUUUCCCAAGACAACAAUUUUGAGUUUAUCUUCAUUUUAAUUCCCUAGUACUAUUUUCGUUUGUUUUUUAGUUUUUUUUUUAAAUUUGUUUCAUUAUAAAUAUCGCUCUACAUUUUCAAUAUGUAUAAAUAAAUUUCUACUUUAAUUUUAAUUUAUUAAUUAACAAAAACUAAAUAAAAUAAUGUAUUAAAUAAAGGUAAAAUAGAAAAUUACUAAUUUUUUUAAUCGAUAGAUAAAAAAUUUAAAACUUAUUGUAAAACGGAGAAAGUAUUGAAUAAAACAGUUUUAUUGCUGGUUUCUAAGAUAUUAUAUCAAUAGUCUCUAAUUUUGUAACUUUAGUAAAGUCAUUCGAUACUGGUGUGCAUUUAUAAGUGUUUAGUUUAUCUCAUUACAUUAGAUAAUUUAAUUAUAUAACUACUAUAAAUUCACAUUAUAAUGAGGCACUUAGCUCACUCCUCAGCGUGCUACGUUAGCGUUUUGUAAAUCCUACUUUUAAAAACUGUGAAAAAGUGUCAAGAACAUGAUCCAAACCCGGGUUUUUGAGUUAGAAACACCAACAUUUAUACCACUAAACUAAAUGAUACUUUGUAGAUUGAUAGUCGAAACUAAUAUAUAUUUAUGAAGGUCGGAAGUCUUUGUUUCUUCGGUUUUCUCUGAGGAUCGGGUCUACAAGUGUAUUAUGAGUUAGGGUUCUUUUUAUCAUUGUCUCAGACAAGUCUGAGUUACAGAGUUGCACCGUGUGUUUGUUCGUAAUCUAUUUUUUCACUGGUGAACUCUUCAUCUCUCCAUCUCAAAUCGCUUGAUCAUAAAUGUUCCUGAUUUGUAGCCCCUCUAUAAACCCUAUAUAUAUAUAUAUAAUAUGAUUCUCAUCUUUGAUGACCCCAAUCUGCAUCUCCACAAAACUCAUUGAUUCCUCUUAGCUUUAACCAUCUUCUAGAAAAUGUCUCUUUCUGCCUCUCCAGUUCUUCAAACCGGCGUUCCUGGUGUCUGUCACUCAACAUUCGAGUCUCUCCGUCUUGGUCGUAGUAGCCAGAGCAUAGCCUCUGGCCUCCUCUGCUUCUGGGAUUCCCUGAACUUCAAGAAAGACAGUGAGUUUAUGGGAAUCACGGUUCUCUUCUUUGAUGAAAAGGUAAGUUAAUCUUCGAUCUGUCACACUUAUUUAACAUAAUUAUUUUAAUUGAUUUCCUGAUUUUUUGUUGAAUAAUAUUAUUUGCAGAUUCUGUGAUUCAUGGGUUUAUUCCCGACGGACGUGCUAAUCAUUACAUGCCAUCUUUGAAAGUCGGUUCCAUUGUGAAAGUCGAUCAUUUUGAGGUUGCUAGGUGCUCAAGCAUGUACAAGAUAACUGAUCAUCCAUUCCUCAUUCGUUUCAUCUCACCAACCAUUAUUGAUGAAGUCAUCACGUGUGCUCCUAAGAUCAAUUUCCAAUCAUGAUUAGACGUUCGACAAUCUCCAAGUGAUUGUGAACACAAACCUAGAACUCCUAGGCAUAUUAUCAUAUUGCAUCUGAGUUUAUAUUAUGUUUCUGAUUUUUAAACUCGCAGAUGUGGUUGGGCAAAUCCGUUCUGUCUAGGGCCUGACCUCACAAAAGAAACAAGUCGAGUCGUUAUCCGUCUCGUCAUUGAUCCGUAAGAAACAAUCAACACACAAUUCUCUUUAUAUUAUUGUCUAUGUUGUGCUAACAUCAAUAAUCAAAAAUAUUUCUUAUCCAAGAUCUGUGGUCGUUUAUUUAUCUCCCUUAUUUAUCAAACUAAUUUUACACAAACCUUUAUUUUACAGCUUAAAAUAAACCACAACAACCCAAAUAAUCAAAUCACCAAAAACAAGAAUCCCAAAAAAAAGACGAACCAUUAAUGAUCACUUUUCAUUUUUUUUGUCUAAUCUUACAAAUAAACUUCAAAACAAAUAUACCAAACCAAUCACCUCAACUAAAACUCAACAACACAUACAUCGAGUCAGCUAGACAAAUACAGCUAUAUAACCAUUUACAAAUUUACUUUCGCUGAUGCUUACAAAGAAGACGAAGACAACAACCAAGAUCAGUGAAAUUACCUAAACACAAAAGCAGAGUAAGUUACGUACUCUGAUAAAUACAACUAACAAUGAUUUUUGUUUACAUAUUAUCCAUCACCAGGAGAUACAAGUGACAAUCCCAACAGACACAAAGGUAACAACAACAUCUCCACCUGCUCACUCUUCUUGUCUUAUGAAAAUAGCUUACAUGUCCAAUGUCAACAGGUCAAUGCUAUUGUCUUCUUAUGAGAAAUACAUAAAUUCGUUUAAAAUCCAUUAAAGCUCAAAUACUCAGAAUUGUCACUCAUUUUAUAGUUAUUUCUACAAGUUUUAAUAUAUUUAUUUUAAAGGUCCAGUAAAAACAAAAAGUUUAAAAAUAAAAAAUAUAUAUAACAAACAUAAUAAGGAUAAUAAAAAUUAUUACUUAAUAUACACGACUUACACAACUAAAUUAGAGAAAAAAAUAUCCAGAAACAAAAUGCACUCUCAACAACCUUAAUAUAAUUUAUGUACUCUCAACAUUACAAGAAACAAAUUAAAAAGAUAAACAAAUAAUAAGUCUCUGUGACACAUCAAGCAACACCACAUACUAUAUUAAUGACAUUACUAACACAAUUUAGUUCUUCGUAAGUGGAAAACAAUGCAUAUAUAGUUCAUCGUCAUAAUUCUAACCUUAUAACAAUAAAAAACUUGAAAAAUAAUGAUUAGCCCAAAACACAAAAUUAACAACUAUAAUAACCUUAGCAAAUAUUGAAAUGAAUCAAAAAAAUUUGUCCGUAACUUGGUGCAAACGCGGAGCAAUGCCCCUAGUAACAUAUAGGAUAUCGAUCGGUGAUAAAUCAUCGAGUUGUUGGUUUACUAAUAAAGGAGUUCUAGUAGGAUUUCAUCAUUGGAAAUUAAUUUUCGUUGAAAUGACUAUUUACACUUUUGGAGUUUCCGACAAAAAAUUGAAACUAUUUUCUUUACCAAAAAAGAUUUCUGUGAGAAUAAAACUAACAAAUAUCCAUGAGAGCAGCUGUCUAUCCUUCUCGUAGACAUAAGAACAGCUGUCUUUCCUACAGAAUCAGUAACUAUCUUCAUAAUUAAUAUAUUUACUAUUCAACGAGAGAGCACUAAUAUAAAGCGAGAACUCUCUCCUCCCUCAGAUAAGUAUGCAACCUAAAAAACUAAAACGAACAUUUGAAAGAGAUAAACAAACCAACAUGGUAGAGGUCUUCAAUUUAUGGACUCUGAUACUUUCACUCAUAGUGGUGAAGCUUUAUCAUUGGAUUUAUCAGUGGAACAAUCCAAAGUGUAAAGGAAAGCUUCCUCCAGGAUCGAUGGGCUUUCCAAUCAUCGGAAAGACCUUCGAGUUCAUGAAACCUCAUGAUGCUAUUCAGUUGCCAACAUUUGUGAAGGAGAAAGUCCACAGAUAUGGGCCAGUUUUUCGGACAAGCUUGUUUGGAGCCAAAGUUAUAAUCUCGACUGAUAGUGGAUUGAACAUAGAGAUGGCAAAGACGAAUCACAUGCCUGGCAUGCCGAAGAGCUUAGCGCGGUUAUUCGGCGAAAAUAACUUGUUCGUACAGAGUAAAGACUCUCAUAAGCAUGUCCGAAGCGUAACAACCCAGUUGUUAGGUUCACAAGGUUUAAAAUUGAGAAUGAUGCAAGACAUCGAUAUCUUGACUCUCACACAUAUGGAGGUAGGAGCCAGAAACGGCGGUCUUGACGUCAAGGAAACAGUAAGCAAGAUCUUAAUUGAAUGUCUUGCCAAGAAAGUUAUGGGCGAAAUGGAACCAGAGGCUGCAAAAGAACUCACACUCUGUUGGAGCCAUUUUCCAAAGGGGUGGUUUCGAAUAUCCUGGAACAUUCCUGGUAAUGGCGUCUAUCGAAUGAUGAAGGCAAAAAAACAGAUGAUUAAUAUAUUAAAGGAGACGGUGUUGAAGAAAAGAGCUUCAGGAGAAGAGCUUGGAGAGUUUUUCAAGACGUUACUUGGCGAAAUGGAAGGAGGAGAGGAAAAGAUAAGCGUGGAGAGUGCGAUUGAGUUCAUAUUUAUUUUCUUUUUGAUUGCUAACGAAGCAACACCAAGCGUCCUUGCGGCUACAGUAAAGCUCAUAAGCGACAACCCUAAAGUCAUGCAGGAAUUAAAGAGAGAGCAUGAACGCAUUGUCCGGGAUAAGAGUGAGAAGGAGAAGAAGACCGGCCUAACAUGGGAAGACUACAAAUCAAUGACUUUCACGCAAAUGGUGAUAAAUGAGUCACUGAGGAUCACAAGCACAGCGCCGACAGUGCUUAGAAUAAUUGAUCAUGAGUUCCAGUUUGGUGAAUAUACAAUUCCAGCUGGGUGGAUCUUCAUGGGCUUUCCUAGUGUCCAUUUCAAUCCAGAAAAAUAUGAUGACCCUUUAGCAUUUAAUCCAUGGCGGUGGAAGGAAAAAGACCUGACUGCUAUUGUCUCGAAGACGUACAUUCCUUUUGGCGCUGGUUCAAGACUAUGUUUAGGAGCUGACUUCGCUAAGCUUAUAAUGGCCAGUUUUAUCCAUCAUUUGUGUAGAUACAGGUGGUCAAUGAAGACAGAGACUACAGUACUUCGAAGGUUUAUACUUACGUUUCCAGGUGGAUCUGAUAUUCAAAUUUCACAAGACACUGAAGUGGAAAACUCUGCUGGUUAGUAGAGUGGUUAUAUUUCAUCGGAGGUUGCUGGUUCGGGGUAACUAUACACUGUAUGAAUGUAUAUGUCGAACAAUACUAAUUACUGCAUAAAUAAAAGCCAUCUUGUAAGAAACAAUGAUUAAAGUGUAUGUUUCUCUUGAAUGCAUAAGUUAAGAUCAUUUCCAGCCUA